CGCAGAGUCUCGGUGACAAGAUGGCGGCCAGCAACGGCGGAGGAAUGGAGGUGGAUGGCGAUUCAGGCAGCGCCGGGGUGAUGGCCUCCGGGGUGACGGGCAGCGUGUCGGUGGCUCUUCAUCCCCUAGUCAUCCUCAACAUCUCUGACCACUGGAUCCGCAUCCGCUCCCAGGAGGGCCGGCCCAUGCAAGUGAUUGGUGCACUCAUAGGCAAGCAAGAAGGCAGGAAUAUUGAGGUGAUGAACUCCUUUGAACUCCUCUCUCAUAACGUUGAUGACAGGGUACACAUUGACAAGGAAUACUACUACACCAAGGAAGAGCAGUUUAAACAGGUCUUUAAAGACAUGGAGUUCCUGGGCUGGUACACAACGGGUGGCUCCCCUGACCAAUCAGAUAUCUACAUUCAUAAGCAGGUGUGUGAGAUCAUUGAGAGCCCCCUCUUCCUCAAGUUGAACCCAAUGACGAAGCACACAGAUCUUCCAGUCAGCGUAUACGAGUCCGUGAUUGACAUAAUCAACGGAGAGGCAACAAUGCUGUUUGCUGAGCUGACUUACACACUGGCCACAGAGGAGGCGGAGCGUAUCGGGGUUGACCAUGUGGCCCGCAUGACGUCCACUGGCACUGGGGAGAACUCCACAGUGGCGGAGCACCUCAUAGCCCAGCACAGUGCCAUUAAAAUGCUGCAUAGCAGGGUGAAGGUCAUACUGGAAUACGUCAAGGCAGUGGAGGCAGGUGAGGUCCCCUUCAAUCAUGAGAUCCUGCGAGAGGCAAAUGCACUAUGUCACAGGCUGCCUGUCCUUAGCACACUGAAGUUCAAGACGGACUUUUACGACCAAUGCAAUGAUGUGGGCCUCAUGGCCUACCUUGGCACCAUCACCAAGACCUGCAACAGCAUGAACCAGUUCAUUAACAAGUUCAACGUGCUGUACGAUCGGCAGGGCAUCGGCCGGAGGAUGAGGGGCUUGUUCUUCUAAAAGGUUGAGUUUGGGUUGCAGUGGGCAGGCUGGCCGCAAUGCAUAUACCUGUGUUAUUUAUUUUUGCAUUCAUACGCGUAUGCAGGAUUUCCUAUGUUUUUCUUCACACACUUACACACUGAUUUCCUGUAUGCACUGAUUACAUGUUUGUUGCCUGCCUUCAAAUGUUGUAAUUUAGAAAUAAAUGUUUGUUCCUUUUUUGGACAUGUUGGCAUCUGACUUUUUCCUCAGUGUUAUAUUUAAAUAACUUUUCAGCACUAUGUUUACUGCGAAUGUUAAAAAAAAAAAAAAAAAACAAUUGAGGAAAAAACUCGGUUUUCUUUUUUCAGUUAUUUUGCAAAGCAUCCUCUUGUACACAUGGCAAUAAACACCCCAAGGUUCCCUAGAA
Molecule: messenger RNA, 1362 nt
Organism: Scleropages formosus (Asian bonytongue)
Lineage: Eukaryota; Metazoa; Chordata; Actinopteri; Osteoglossiformes; Osteoglossidae
Gene: cops6
Product: COP9 signalosome subunit 6
Exons: 10
Coding region: 21-974 (317 amino acids)
Biological process (GO): protein deneddylation
Cellular component (GO): COP9 signalosome
Molecular function (GO): metallopeptidase activity; protein binding
Source: RefSeq, a predicted model, not a curated record